Molecule: messenger RNA, 6302 nt
Organism: Zootoca vivipara (common lizard)
Lineage: Eukaryota; Metazoa; Chordata; Lepidosauria; Squamata; Lacertidae
Source: RefSeq, a predicted model, not a curated record
UCCAGAUAGCGCCGCGCUCGGGCACUGCCAGAUGCCCGCAUCACCCCAGUACGGUGUGAGUUACCGUUGUCUCCUGCGGCAGAACCAAGUCCUCCUUACAGCGCUGGAGGAGCUGCAGUCCCGCUGUGCCACCCUGAAGAAGGAGAACAGCUUGCUGCACAAGAGCUGCUUCCCAGAGACUCAGGAGAAAGUGAGGCACCUGAAGAGGAAAAAUGCUGAGCUGGCUGUCAUCGCCAAGCGCCUGGAGGAAAGGGCACGGAAGCUCCAGGAAGCCAACCUCAAAGUAGUCAACACCCCGGUUGCGGUGAAGGGCUCCUGUGCGGGACUCUGCAAGAAAGCACUGGCCCGACAGCGGGCUAUGGACCUGCGCGAGCAAGCCAGUGUGCUGCUGGCAAAGGACAAGCAGAUCAACGCCCUGCACCAGGAAUGCCAAGACCUGCAGGCCAAAAUCAUGUCGGGAAAGGAAGCUUCUUCUCCUUGCCUCCCCCUCCUGGACUUCCGCCACCUGCUCCAAGAGUCGCAGAAGGAGGUGCUGCGUCUACAGAGGCAGAUCGCCCUGAAGAAUUUCAAGGCAUCCCUGGGCUCUCACAGCCAGGGGUCAGGGGACACUUCCUUGGCAUCAGUAAUGGGCAUGGGGUCCCCUGCACCAGCCCUGCCAAACGGCUUUUCUCCUUCAAGGGUUUCACGGCAGAGAAAUGUGCUGUCCUCUGCAGUGGAGGCAGUGAAAAAGCCUCCCGAGAGCGGCUCCUCCUCCCCCUCCCUUGGCGGCGAAGUGGUUCAGCCCAGCCGACCAAUCCGCCUGCGGAGGCCGACCCAACGAGGAGCUCUCCGUGGUGCUGAAAUUGGGAGCAGCAGAAUCGGGGCCUUUGCUGCUGCCCCUAGCCCAGAUCAGAGCUUUAGAUUAGAGAAGCGGCAGGGCAACCCCAUUUUUUUCAUGCAGAAGGGCCUGCAGCAGAGGGGCCCCAGAGCCCAUCCUCUGGCACAAGUGAAUGAUGGGUAUGAAACCCUUCCUGUGAAGAAGGGGGUCGCAACCGCUCCCGAGACCAAACGGCAGAUCCAGCAAUUGGAGUCUGAGCUCAGAAGAAAGCGGAAACAAUGUGAAAACCUUGAACAUGAAGUGAGGAAGAAGCACAAGAGAUGUGCAGAGCUCGAAAUCCAACUGCAGGAGGUGCAAAGCAAUAAUGUCCGGCUGUGUGAGGAGAACACUCUGCUUCAUGGGCAAUUGGAGUGGACAGAAAAGGUUGAAUCUGAAAAUGCUGACUUGAAGUUGCAGGUGGCUGUGGUGACCGAGGAACGGGAUUCUGCUCUCCAGAAAACCCAGGAGCUCCAGAACAGGCUGGAGAGUCUCGGGCAGGCGCUGAAGCACAUGAGAGAUGUUGCGGAACGAAGGCAGCAGCUGGAACAGGAGCAUGAGAGGGCCCUGCAGGCCUUGCAGAAGAAACAGGAGGAAGUCAGGCAACUGCAGCAGGCCCAGGCUGAAGCAAGGAAGGAGCACGAAGGAGCCGUCCAGCUCUUGGAGAAUUCCUUGGAUUGCAUGCAGGCCCGCGUGAGAGAGCUGGAGGAUCAGUGCCAUAGCCACACGGAACAGUUCAACUUCCUCUCUCAAGAGCUCAAGCAGUUUCGCCUCCAAACUGAGAAAAUCGGUCUUCCGCCCUCCUCCCAGGUGACAUCCGAGGUCACCUUCACCACUUGCCAGACUUCUCUGCAGCUCCUGGAGGGACUCAAGGAGAAAGAUCCAGAAAUUGCCACCAUCUCUCCCCGGUGCAGCCAGAAAGCUCAAGAUGGAGGGCUGGAAGGAUCUCCUCGCCUUGCCGACCCUGUGGUGCCCACUGUGGUCAGAAGCCCAGAUGCAAAUACCCCUCCGCUUGCCUCGAAGAAAAUGGUCAGGAAACUGGAGUCCCAGUCCAGCUCCUCUAGAUCCGAGUCCAUGCAGAACAGCCCCAAAUCCUGCCCAACCCCUGAGGUGGACACAGCCAGUGAAAUGGAAGAGCUGGAAAUCGACAUGAUCUCAUUAAUCCCAGAACCAGAGAACCAGGGUCCAGUGAAGCUCCGAGUCUUCUUAGCUCGUUACAGCUACAAUCCAUUUGCCGGUCCCAACGAGAACCCCGAAGCAGAACUCCCGCUGACGGCCGGUGAGUACAUUUACGUCUACGGAGAAAUGGACGAAGAUGGCUUCUUUGAAGGGGAGCUGAUGGAUGGGCGGAGAGGCCUGGUCCCCUCCAACUUCGUAGAGCGAGUUUCGGAUGAGGACCUUGUGACGUUCCUGCCUCAGGAGCUCCACGAUCUCUCCCGGAGCUCCCCUCUGGAAAGGAGCUCCCUCAGCACCACCCUCAGCAGUGCGGAAAGGAGCGACUGCUCCACUGAGGAGCUCAGCGCCAGCACAGCACCCUCCAGGCUGGAAGAGGACGAGGGAGCCAUACCCACGGAACGAGCCUCGCUAGUAGUGCCUUACCCCAGGAAGGUGAACCUCAUCAAGCAGUUUGGCAGCAGCCUCUUGGUGGGAUGGGAGCCCCCCCUGCCGACCCCAGGCUCCUCGGAGAUCCAGAGCUACAACCUCUACGUGGAUUCAGAGCUGCGGCAAACCGUGAAGGCCGGAUCGCAGACGAAGGCUGUCGUUGAGAGGCUGGACUUGAAAUCGAGAACCUACCGCCUCUCUGUGCAAAGCGUCUCGGAGGCCGGGAGCUCUGACCGGCUGCGGUGCACUUUCCUUGCCGGGGGCGGGUUUGCCGUGGCCCCCACCCAGCUGAGGGUGCGGAGCAUAGCGGCCACUUCAGCGCAAAUUUCUUGGGUGCCGAGCAACAGCAAUUUCCCACACACCGUGUACCUUAAUGGGAAGGAGCACGAGGCCACCAAGGCGGGAGUGUACUGGUACACCUUCCGGAACUUGAACCCGAGCUCUUCCUACGUGGCCACGGUGGAAGUCCAGCCGCAGCAGCAGGUGCUCGGGGAACCGGCCCCGGAGAAACAGGAUCAGCCGCUUUCCGCAGAGAUCCAGUUCACAACGGCAUCAGCAGGGUCUCCGGAUGCUCCCCUGGAUGUCCGAGUGGAGGCUGGUCCCAGCCCUGGGAUUCUGGUGAUCAGCUGGCUGCCUGUCACCAUCGACGCAGAAGGAUCAUCCAACGGGGUGCGAGUCACCGGCUACGCCGUGUACGCAGAUGGGCAAAAGGUGAUGGAAGUGACCUCUCCGACAGCUGGCAGCGUCCUGGCUGAGAUUUCCCAGCUCCAGAUCCUUCAGGUCUGCCAGGAAGUCUCCGUAAGAACUGUGUCCCUUUACGGCGAGUCAGUGGAUUCGGUGCCGGCUCAGAUCCCCUUGGCUCUGUUGGGAGACGCCGGCUGUUCCUCUCCUUUGGAGUUUGGCCGUCCUGCCGUGCAGCUUCCGGGCAUGGAGGGGCAGAACGUCCUUGCCGCCCAGACCUCCCAGGUAUGCGGGACGGAGGACACUCCUGCAGCCACUGCCUCCGAUUCCUUUGCCAAAUCCACCUCCCAACCUAGCACCAGCAGAAAGAAGUCUGGGAGCGCCUUGCUGGUGGAGACCUCCUCCCUUGGGUCCACCUCUCCCACCGGGGCUGCCUUGACACCUCCAGAAAUGGGUCCUCUGCCGAGAGGCGAAGGCAAUGCUUUUGUGCCAGUGACUGAGGACAAUCCAGCCAUGCUCAGGAAGGCUGCCCAGAAGGAAUCUGAAGAGGGCGACCAGCCCCUGCUGGUGUCUAGAGCUCAGGAGGCAGCGAGCCGAGGGGAAGCCUGCUCUGCCGAUCUGGGGGCGAAAGAGCCCCCACCCGAAAAGGGGGCAGAAAGCGAUCAAAGUUGCCUGGGAAUGAAGCUGUUGCCACCCAGCAGAUCUUCCCUGCAAUGCGAGGACAGGUCUGGCGACUCAGGGCAAAGCGAGAGGCGAGCCCCAGAAUCUGCGGCUGGAUCUUCCGGGAGACUGAAGAUGCUGAAGGAUGAUUCCUUGCUGGCGCCCAGGGUCAGAAGAGAGGGAGAGAAAAGGUCUGAUGCAGGAAAUCGUCCAGUGACUCUUCUGACUGACCACAGCCGCGGGUCGGACCUGUCUGAUAUCAUGGAGGAAGAGGAGGAGGAGGAAGAAGAGGAAGCGAAUCAGCAGUCUGGCAAGGCAGGAGAAUCAAAAUGGGCUCCAAGUGAAUGCCCUGGCAGAGAAAAUGGAGAGAAGAGCUACAUCUGUAGCAAGUGCAAACUGGUUGCCUUGCUGGAGAAGAAGCUGGACCUUGGCGACACUGACAGCGAUGAAGAGAUCCUGGAACGGAUCCUGGAGAUGCCAUUGCAAAAAAACUGCAGCAAAGCCCUUUUCAGCAUCCCAGAAGUAACGGAAGAAGAAGAGGAGGAGGAAGAUUGGGAUCGUGGCCUGAGCAGGCCAGUUUCACCCCCUCUGGCAAGGAAGUCUUCUGGUGACUUCCGGGAUAGGUCUCCCUACAAAAGAACAGAAGCUCCUCCGCUUCCUGUGGAUGCUCCACCGAAGAGGAACCAGGUUCCGUCAGAGGAGGAAGUCUUGCCGGAUGUCCCCGGGAAGUUCAGGAAAGAGGGUGUGAGUGAAGUGCCAACUUACCCUGGGGGCUGGGAGUGGGAUUGCCCUGAGAUUGCUGUGGAGAGGAAGUCUUCCCAGUGGGGAAGGCCUAGCCGUUGCAGAGAGAAAGGACUCAGUCCAUCCCAGGGAAACAGGAAGAGGAAGGUGGAUAUACAAGAGCGAUCUGCCCGUUCCAUGCUGAGCAAUUCCCACCAAGGCGGAGGAGGAGGCCUCUACAGGGCCCGGAGCCUGAAGGAAAACUUGGACGUGAUCACCAGCCUUGGGGUGGAGGACGAGUCGGAACUGUGCAGCUGGGCGAGGCAGAGACCCCGCCAAAGGAGGACGGUGCCCCUCAAGGCGGCGGGAGAGGAAGAUGGCCCCGGAGGCCUCUCCCGCUGCCUCAGCCCAGAGAGCUUGGAGAUCAACGUCGAGUACGACUCCGACGAGGACAUGACGAUCACAUCCACCCCAGCCAGCCAGCUCAGUUUGGACGGGAGGCCCGACGGAUCCCCCACAGACUGUGAAGAGGGGUGGAGCGACUCCUCCAGUCGCUCGGGGUCGGUCCAGUCCAGCGGGCCGAGGGAGCUGAAGAGGUGCAGCAGUUGGGAAGAGGAGAGUGGGGAAUGGAGCACGUCCCCCAGCCGUUCACCCGGGAGGCUCUGCUGGAGGAGGAGGGUCUUUGAGGGUGCCUCCGAGGAGCGGAGCCGGAGCCUGGAGAGGAGCCCCUCUCUCUGGAGAGGCGGGCUGGAGCGGCCAUGGAAGGAUGUCCUUCCACCGUCACACCCGCGGGUCUAUCUCGUGGUGAUGGAUCAGGGACUAAUUCUGCCAAGGGAUCUCUUCCAGGUGUCGGGCAAUGGCAACCUUGAGCUGCUGAACUCAGCCUCUUGGCAGGUCCCUACCAGGAGAGGCAGGCGUCCCCGAAGGAGGUGUCAAGAUGUAGCAGAACCUCCCGACACAAAUUCCGAUUCUUGGAGAAGCCCUUCUCCUGAACCAAUGGACUCUGGGGGCUCAGCCCGACUCUUUGUGGCCCUCUUUGACUAUGACCCUCCCUCGAUGUCCCCGAACCCCGAUGCAGCCGAGGAAGAGCUCCCCUUUCAGGAGGGACAGAUCUUGAAGGUUUAUGGCCACAAGGAUGCUGACGGAUUCUACAGAGGAAAAUGUGGGGGGAGAACGGGCUAUGUCCCCUGCAACAUGGUCUCUGAGGUCCAGGUGGACAGCGAGGCCACCAGGAAGCAGCUCCUAGAGGAAGGACGGAUCCCUACGGACAUGCUGGUGGAAAGUCUAGAUAACGGUGUGUUUUCCCCGCCUCCUCGUCGCCUUACAGUUCGCCCUCCGAAGCCUCGGCGGUCCAAAAAAGUGGAGCAGGAGAAGCAAGAAGAAAAGAACCCUUGCUUUGAUGCACACGAAGGUCAGGAUCUGAGCUCUGAGGAUGAUGCCCCAAGGACUAUGGUGGCCAUCUUUGACUACAACCCCAAAGAGAGUUCUCCCAACCUGGAUACGGAGGCAGAGCUAAGGUUUUGCGCUGGGGAUAUUGUCACUGUGCUCAGUUCCAUGGACGACGACGGGUUCUAUUACGGGGAGGUGAAUGGGAAGAAGGGCCUUGCACCAUCUAACUUCCUGGAAGCAAUGUCCUUGGAUGGAGAGCUACCUGGGGAGCCAAGCCUUGGCAGGCAGGUAAGGGGGGUGCCUUGCUGGAUUGGGGCCUAGCUGCAAAUGCAGGCUUUGAUCACGGCUUUAGAAUAGUGGUUCCCAAGCACUUUUGGGCCACCACAACCUUAGACCC